Molecule: messenger RNA, 1736 nt
Organism: Papaver somniferum (opium poppy)
Lineage: Eukaryota; Viridiplantae; Streptophyta; Magnoliopsida; Ranunculales; Papaveraceae
Exons: 6
Coding region: 324-1532 (402 amino acids)
Cellular component (GO): Golgi apparatus
Source: RefSeq, a predicted model, not a curated record
AUUACCCGUACCCAUCAUCAUACCGUUUGAGGUAUGUCUUGAUUAGUGAUCAGUGAUUACUAGUUGCUCGCAGUAUCCAUUAAUCCAUUAGAGGAGGAUGAAGAAGAACAAAUACAACCGUCAGUCUCUCUGGUCAGUAGCUUAGGAGAAGAAGAUAAUAUUCCACUCUGUGAUUCCAGUCGAGACUACACCCAACAGAACUCUAUGAUUACUUACUUUGCUUUCUUUAUAAACCCUAACCUCCUUUUUCAUCUUCUUUAUUAGGAAGAGUACUACUAAACAGUCUCUCUUCUUUUCUGAAUGCACACUUCCAACAAAAAGACAUGGCGAUUUCUCAUAGAGCUCCUAAGAAUAAACAAAAGCAACCUAGAUCUCCAAUUCUCAAUCUAGUUAUUUCAAUUUCAGUUAUUGCGUUUCUUUUCAUACUAUCUUGUUGGAAUUCUACUUCUAAAUUCUCUUUUCCCACUGUAAGAGAAGCCCUACAAAAUGUAGUAUCUUCCUCCUCAAUUGAUCAUACUUUAGAGAAGAAAUAUUUGUAUUGGGGUAACCGAAUUGAUUGCCCUGGUAAACAUUGCCAUUCUUGUGCUGGUUUAGGUCAUCAAGAAUCUAGUCUCAGAUGCGCACUCGAAGAAGCCAUUUUUCUCCAAAGAACUUUUGUGAUGCCUUCAAGGAUGUGCAUUAGUCCCUUGCAUAAUAAAAUGGGAAGUCUCGAUCAGCCUAGCAAUUCAAAUGCUGACGACAGAUGGACAGAGAGCUCUUGUGCUAUGGACUCAUUGUAUGAUUUGGAACUCAUAUCUAAAACAGUUCCUGUAAUCCUUGAUAAUUCAAAGGUUUGGUAUCAUGUGCUAUCAACUAGUAUGAAGUUAGGAGCUAGAGGUGUUGCUCAUGUAGAAGGAAUAAGUAGAAACGAUCUCAAAGAAGAGAAACGCUACUCGAAUCUGUUACUCAUAAACCGCACUGCAAGCCCUCUUGCUUGGUUUAUGGAGUGCAAAGAUCGAAAAAAUCAUAGUGCUGUAGCACUCCCAUAUUCAUUUCUGCCUUCUAUGGCAACCAAGAAGCUUCAAAGAGCAGCAGAUCAGAUCAAGCAGCUGCUUGGUGACUAUGAUGCUAUUCACGUUCGGCGAGGUGACAUAUUAAAAACCAGAAAGGACAGGUUUGGGGUUGAAAGAAGCCUUCAUCCUCACUUGGAUAGGGAUACUCGCCCAGAAUUCAUUCUUCAAAGAAUUGCAAAAUGGGUUGAGGGUGGACGAACAAUUUUCAUUGCUUCUAAUGAGAGGACGCCUGGAUUCUUUUCCCCUCUCUCUUCCAGGUACAGAGUUGCGUACUCGUCAAACUUUAGUAGGAUACUGGAUCCUGUAAUUGAGAACAAUUACCAACUGUUCAUGUUAGAGAGGCUAAUCAUGAGGGGAGCUAAGACCUUCAUUGGAACAUAUAAGGAUAACGAAUCAGAUCUCAGCUUAACGGAUGAUCCUAAAAAGAACACCAAGAUAUGGCAGAUACCCGUCUAUACCAUGGACGACAAAGAGAGCUGAUUGUCCAUUUCAUUUUAUUCUUUAUUUCUCUUUUCUUCCCUUUUUUUAUGGUUGGAAGAAGUUUGUGAAUCAGGUUUUGAAGUUAGCUUUUGGCUUCUUGAUUACCAGAGAGACAAAUAUGGGUCUGUUAAUGUUGUAAUUAAUGAUAUCGGCAUUUUUCUAUUUAAUACAACAAAUGAUUUCCUUUUCCUCCAUGUAAAAAAA